AAUUUUCACGUGCACUCUUCAACAUUUUAUGUCUUUAUCAGUUUUCAAACUCGUAUCUGGAGAGCUUAAACUAGGUCGGCAAGUGAUCAUUACAUAAUUGAGACGAUAAAUGUUAAUCUUUACUCCCUAGACUUAAGUCAAGGUUGUGAUUGUUUGCCAAUAAUGUGAAUUUAAACUGUACGAAUGCUUGCGUAUGACAUCUGUUAAGGAUUUAAACCAGCAAAGUGCGUGAUCGGAUAAGAAUCACCCAAAGUCAUCUCUACUGCCCUUGAAACAAAAAGUCCUCAGGUUGCAGAAAAAACAUGGCAAGCGGACUGCGUUUUAAAGACAAGGUUGCUAUAAUAACGGGCGGUUGUAGCGGUAUCGGUGAAGGAUGUGUAGAAGUAUUUGCUGAGAAUGGUGGAACAGUGGUGGUGUUUGAUAUUAAUGACGAGGUUGGGAACUCGCUAAAAACUCCAGGACCUGGAAAAAUAAUUUACGUACAUUGUGACGUCACAGACGAACAAGAAAUAAAGAAAUCCAUUGAAGACACAGCUGCAAAGUUUGGCAGUAUUGAUUGUCUCGUGAACGAUGUUGGACACCAUCACGGCACUCACACCAUUGACGAGCUGACUGUAGAAAGUUUCCGACAAAUACUGGAUGUAAAUGUCGUUAGCAUGUUCGCGAUGAGUAAGUACGCGUUGCCACAUCUCCGGAAAUCUAGAGGGAGUAUAGUGAAUAUUUCAAGUUUUAGCGGAACAAAUGCGCAAGCAAAGACUCCAACAUACUGCUCUUCUAAGGGUGCUAUCAUAUCCUUGUCAAAGGCUCUGGCUAUUGACGAGGCCAAAAACGGAGUAAGAGUGAAUACAGUAUGUCCUGGUCCUAUAAAUACACCAUUACUUCGGGCUUGGCUCGAAAGUGAUGAUGAAAAACGUAAACAGGCGGAAAAUUGGACGCAACUGGGAAGAUUUGGAGAGCCACGCGAAAUAGGACUUUCAUGUCUUUUCCUAGCAACAGAAGCUACAUUCACGACUGGUACGGAACUAAUGUGCACCGGCGGAUGUGAAAUUGGAUAUGGUGUCAAAGCGGACUUUUAAAAUGAUUAUACAGUCAUAAUAAACUUAGUAAUUACUGUAGUGUAACUGCUUCUGAAUGAAAUUCUGCAAAAGAACUAGUUUUCUGACAUCACACAGACAACCUGCUAAAAAAUUACAAUUCGACAGACUGGACCUUGCAAAUAGCCUUCAAAAUAAAUAGACAUUUCUCAUAUUCCUUUAUUUGUUAGUUAAAGUGCUUUUUAUUUGACCUGGCGGAGUUAAUCUCUGGCCUAUGCUAAUAAAAAACGAGCACAAUAGGUAGAGCUACAGUGGUAAAGUGUAAGGCCAAUAAAUAAGAAAUCUUGUUGCCGAAUUUACUACAUAUCCUGCACAAUAAUGCAGAGGGCUUUCACAAAACCCCGUCCCACCAGGUCGAUUAAAAUGAACUAUAACACAGCAUUAAAUAGCUUUCUUGAAGAAUUUAUUUUGUAAUAUCAUUGAGUUUAUAUUUUGUAUAAACUGUCUUUAUAUUUUUGUAUUGGGUAGGAUGCAUUUGCACUUUAUUUCCCAAUUAUUACGGCGUUCUGCAAUCUGUUUGGUGUGUUGUUAUGGUAACGGAAUGGAAGAGAUUUCAAGCCGUCUGCGAGUAUUAUUCUUUAUAAAGUGCUGGGUAUAAGAAAAUCCGUGUAAAUGUGUUGCUCGCUUUAUUUGAGACAAAACGUAUAAAACUAAGAAUUCAGAUUUUUCAAAUCAAAACUUUACUUUUAUAACUACGAAAUUUGAUUUUUUUACGUACACAUAGUUGCAUGUAUACAGCAUCAUUAUUUGAAAACUACUAUGUUCUGAAGUAAUGACAAUUCGGAGCUAAUUUUUGUAAAAGUAAAGCAAAAAAAUAUACUCGUACUCGUGUUACACAAGUAUGUAAUCAAAACCUUAAUAAUUUUGUUAACCGGAACAUAAAAGGCCGCAAUACAAAUACACGGAAGCUCAAUGCCUAAGACGGAAAGGAUGUUGAAAGAUUUGCGCAUGAAAACCAAGUAAUGUCCUUCCGUCAGUAACAUCUUAUAAAGCAUAACGAAUACGCUGAAAAACAGAUACUUCAGUAGGUCAGUGGAAGGAUCAGCAAAAUUGCUACCUGUACUACAAGUGAAACACUACUAGUGAACAUUAAUGUUUAUUAUGGAAUGCAAAGAAAAUUCAGGGAA
Molecule: messenger RNA, 2221 nt
Organism: Mercenaria mercenaria
Lineage: Eukaryota; Metazoa; Mollusca; Bivalvia; Venerida; Veneridae
Product: 17-beta-hydroxysteroid dehydrogenase 14-like
Exons: 10
Coding region: 303-1076 (257 amino acids)
Biological process (GO): steroid catabolic process
Cellular component (GO): cytosol
Molecular function (GO): estradiol 17-beta-dehydrogenase [NAD(P)+] activity
Source: RefSeq, a predicted model, not a curated record